This is a messenger RNA of Vicia villosa (hairy vetch), 1463 nucleotides long. RefSeq names its product F-box/kelch-repeat protein At3g23880-like. The transcript has a single exon. Gene Ontology annotation, molecular function: protein binding. NCBI's taxonomy places the organism in Eukaryota, Viridiplantae, Streptophyta, Magnoliopsida, Fabales, Fabaceae. Bases 3 to 1142 code for a protein of 379 amino acids. The record is from RefSeq and is a predicted model, not a curated record.
CCAUGUCUACCAGUAACAAAAAUAACAGGCAAAAACGACCGCGUAUAAGAAGAAACCCUAAUUUGGUGACAAAGGAAAUCAACAAUGAUCCACUUCCCAAUCUUCCUAUCGAUCUCGUCGCUCAAAUCUUCUGCAGGCUACCCGUGAAACUUCUGGUACAGCUCCGAUGCAUGUGCAAGUCAUGGAAUUCUCUAAUCUCCGAUCGCAGUUUCACCAGAAAGCACCUCAGCCUCUCAACCACUCGCCGUCUCCAUUACGCCAAAUACAUAAACAAACCAUGCGAGUUGAUUCACAAUUCUUACCCACUCGAUUCUGUUUUAACCAAUAUGUCCACUAAAUUCAAAGAGCCUCUCGUUACUUUGAACAGUGUUUAUGGUUGCUGUGACGGCAUCCUUUGUAUUGCCGUUAAACGUAAAGGUUUUGUUGUUCUGUGGAAUCCUUUUAUUAGAAAAUUCAAGGAAUCUCCUCCUUUUGAAACUAGCUGUGAAAUUGUUAACAAGGUUUAUGACACCUACGGCUUCGGCUAUGAUCGCGUUUCUGGGAAUUACAAAGUGGUUGUUCUUUACUACUCCGAACCUAACUUGCCUACCGUUACUACAGUUAAAAUUCAUACUAUGGGCACCGAUUUUUGGAAAACCAUUCCGAACUUUCCUAACGGAACACAUGUGUUUGAUGAGCAAACCGGAACACAUUUGAGAGGUACACUUAAUUGGAUUGCCUAUACUGAAAUUCGUCAACAAGGUCCGCUCUUCAUUGCUUCUUUCGAUUUGGGAAGGGAGUCUUAUCGGAAGCUUUUGCCUCCUGAUCACGAAGAGAUCAGUCAGCUUUACUUGUCAUUGGCUGUCUUGAGGGACUGCUUGUGCUUAAUUUCUGGUCAUCAUAUUUGGAUCAUGAAGGAAUAUGGAAUUCAAGACUCUUGGACCAAAUUGUUCUCAGUUUCAUACAUGCAACAUCCUACCAAGUGUUAUGUCUUGAACAAGGCAUUGUAUAUUUUUGAGGAUGAUCGACUGCUGCUCGAAACUCAAGAGGAUUGGAAAACCAAGUUGGUUGUUUAUGAUCCAAAGAAUGAUACUUUUAAGGUUACUAGGUUUAAAAACUACCUAAAUGUCUGUCUUGAUACUUUGAUUUCACCUUGUUCUUAAUGCUAGUUAUCGUUACCGGCUAUUUCAUGUAUUAUUUGUUCAUUUAUGUUUCUCAAAGACAAACUGUUGUUAAUUUAUGCUUAUAUGAAAUAGAAAUGUGGUCACUGACAUACAAAAAUUAUUCAAUUUUGCGUGUGUUUGGGUGUGACAUUAUGUUUGAAUUGGUGAAAUAGAACGCAAAGGAGCAGAAUGAAACACUGUGGAAAUGGAACAAAGACUAGGCUAGAAAGAAUUAUGAUUUCAUCAUUUAAACAAUUGUAUUUUAAUAUCGAUCAUAUGAUUACUAUAACUUUAAUUGCUAGCCAUUAUUAAAUCAAGUGA